Molecule: messenger RNA, 848 nt
Organism: Mollisia scopiformis
Lineage: Eukaryota; Fungi; Ascomycota; Leotiomycetes; Helotiales; Mollisiaceae
Exons: 2
Coding region: 110-637 (175 amino acids)
Source: RefSeq, a predicted model, not a curated record
UGAUGUUCUUCGAGCUUUGCGAAACCAGUAGGUCCAGGCUUUCUAUUUUACCUGCACAUGACAUUGACAUAGCACGAGUGGAGGAGCGAACUCUUUCUGCUCAUCUUACAUGCAACCUGCCGUUACAAGUCCACCACUCUCGAAUGUAUCACAGAUAUCGCAAUUGCCCGGACUGACCUCGACUGCGACCUCAACGGUCUGUGAAAACCAGGCUUCGAACACUUCCCUAUCAUGCGGCCUCGAAUCGUAUGGAUUUGAUUCGUAUCUCAUCAUUCAAAUCUUCAACAAGACACCAGUCCACUGCCACCUGUCAUGCUUAGCAGAUUGGAAUUGCAUGUCGUUUCAGGUUCAACUCAAUGGAUCUCGUUACUGCAAUCUCUUCUCGACAAGUGUUUCUGGAAAUGUUGAGUUAUCUCUAGGAUCUGGCUACUUUUCGUACGAUAAAAGUUGCCCGAAUUAUCUUCUAGGUCCUUGUGCCUCGCCAACUUCAACUGCACAACUGUCCAGCACUGUCAUUACAGCACCUUCAUAUCUUGCUACCAUCCCACCAAGCAGGAUUAGCUCCGCAUGCGCCUGCCUUCUCACUUCACCUACUGCCUCAACUUCAAGUGACAAGCUUUCAACAACGCUAAAGUAGUGAAUGUCAUCUGUGAAGAGCACUUUACCGGGAAUGGUCCUAAUCGUCAAAGUCCUAGCCUUUUUUGUAUCACUAUUGCAAGCGUCAAAGCCUAGGGCCACAGAUUGGAUUCUGUAAUCAGAAAUGAGGAAGGGGUAGAAGGCCUUCGACGAGAUCAAAAAAUGAUCUCAAUCAGCGCCAUGAUUCUCAUUACUGCUUGAUUAAAAAUCCC